UGAUUUUUCAGCCCUUCCGGCUCCAAUUACAUCAUACUCUUACUCAAAUUUUAUUUAAAUAUAUAUGGGGGUUUUCCUUCUUUUUUUAUUUUUUAUUUUUUUUAUAACCAACAGAUCUCAUGUCUUCUCUUUCUCUUAGCUUCCUCACCUCCCAACUGAAGAGCUCUUCAUAUUUGCCGCCACCUAGCAAGUGGUAGUCACUGCCAUAUCAUCGGUCACCGGCUCCGCCCUUUCAUUAGAAAUGUGGAUCUCAUGGUUUGGCUAUGUAAACGGGUUCGGGACCGAAAUGAGAGAGUAUGGGGCAAGAUAUUUCUAUACAGGCCGGGUAGAGUUCAAGGAAACUUGUUCGAAAUUAGCUCCUUUGCCAUUCCCCUCACUGGCGUGCACUCAUACACACAGUUAAGGUUCGUGCUUCGAACCCAGCUGUGAUUAAGGUUUUACCUCAUCGGGGCUUCUGAUUCAACUGAGAUGAACUUUUUCCCGAGAAAAUGAUCAGAUUCGAGGCAACAUCGAUCAAUCUAACAAGUUUGCGGGCUGUUUCCUCUUGCCUUACACAAUAAUGCCUCGAUACUAUUGUGACUAUUGUGACACUUAUCUGACACAUGAUUCUCCAUCUGUCCGAAAGCAGCACAAUGCAGGCUAUAAACACAAGGCAAAUGUGCGAACCUAUUAUCAGCAAUUUGAGGCACAGCAAAACCAAAGUUUGGUUGACCAGAAGAUCAAGGAACAUCUCGGGCAAGCGGCAGUAUACCAGCAAGUUGGUGCUGCUUACAACCAACUGAGGCCCCGUAUUCCUAUUCUACCUCCUCCUGUAUUGCCGAUUGCAGGGAACACACAGUUACCUAUGAAUUCACCAUUACUAGCAGGAUAUAGGCCUCCAGUUUUGCCAAGACCAGCUCCUGGCACACAAGGUUAUAUGUCUGCUCCCACCAUGCCACCAAUGGUUGGGCCAUCUGGUGCUCCUUCCUUUCUUGGUCAAAUUAAUGGUCUCCCAAGGCCUCCGAUUCUGAAUCCCCUGACAAUGGUUCCAGGGAGCACAGCGGCACCUACUUCUAGUGGUGCCACUUCAGUGGUGACACCAGCUAUGUAUCAAGCCAGUCCACCGGUGCCAACAUCUGGAAGUUUUGAUAGUUUCAACUUGAAUGCUGAACCAACUGAGGCUAAUCAUUAGUUCGUUGAAGCUGGUGACAAAGGAGCAGACGAUAAGCAUGACUUGCGGAGCUACUCUCGUGGUAGAUUCUUCUUUUGCAAUGCUUAAUUUUGGGUCAUUCUUUUUUUUUUUUUUUCCUGAAUGGUAUGUUUUUGGGUCAUUCAAGUUUCCAAUGUGUGCGAACUUCUCGUGUGUUGCUAAAUGCAGGGGACAGUUGUGUGAUUAAAAUCAUGAAAACCAUUUUAGUUUCUGUUGCAAAGGAUUGCAACUUCUCAGGCAUAAUUUUCUUUAAACGUACCAAUGAAUGGCCCUUUUGGUAA
This is a messenger RNA of Cornus florida, 1470 nucleotides long. RefSeq names its product U1 small nuclear ribonucleoprotein C-like. The record is from RefSeq and is a predicted model, not a curated record. Lineage: Eukaryota; Viridiplantae; Streptophyta; Magnoliopsida; Cornales; Cornaceae. The transcript is spliced from 10 exons. Gene Ontology annotation, molecular function: pre-mRNA 5'-splice site binding; zinc ion binding. Gene Ontology annotation, cellular component: U1 snRNP; nucleus. Gene Ontology annotation, biological process: spliceosomal snRNP assembly; mRNA splicing, via spliceosome; mRNA 5'-splice site recognition. The coding region runs from base 560 to 1171 and encodes 203 amino acids.